AUGGCGACACCACAGGCCCUCACCCAGGAGCUGCUUGCCCGCGCCCAUCCGCCCGAGGCCGUCAACCGCAUCUUUGGCGAAAAAAUCCAGCACCGCACCCUCCAUCUCCGACGAUCCUCCCCGCCGCCCUCUGCGGUCAACGCGCGCAACGCACGCCGCAAAGCACGCCUCGACAGGAAGGAGCGGCAGAAGCAGAAACCAAAGCCGCUGUCGUGCCGCCAGCGACGCGCCCUGGGCCUCGACGACAUCCCGGCCGCCGGCCAGUCGUACGAGAUCUACGCCGGCCUGAAUACGCUGUGGGUGGGCUACGCGCGCGAGCUGCUCGGCCGCGAAAUCUACACGGGCGGUACCGGUGCCGCGGCGAAGCUGGCCAGCGCCGAACUGCACGGGGCGACGGCCCAGGUUGUGCGCAGUCGCUGCGCUGGCCGCGUCGGCAUCAGGGGCAUCAUUGUCCGCGAUCGCAAGUUUGUCAUGGAGAUUAUUACGCAGAAGCGAGGGCUCAAGGUGGUGCCCAAGGACGGGACCACGUUUAGGAUUGAAGUACCGGCGCCGCCGCAGGAUGCUACGCCGGAGCAGAAUGCGCAGGGCGCCUCGCAAAUUUUUGCGUUCGAGGUCCACGGCGACCAGCUCAUGCUACGCUCCGCAGACCGCGCGAACCGGAAAUUCAAGCAACAUUUCCUCAAAAACCUAUAA
Molecule: messenger RNA, 693 nt
Organism: Cordyceps militaris CM01
Lineage: Eukaryota; Fungi; Ascomycota; Sordariomycetes; Hypocreales; Cordycipitaceae
Product: ribonuclease P complex subunit Pop4, putative
Exons: 1
Coding region: 1-693 (230 amino acids)
Biological process (GO): rRNA processing; tRNA 5'-leader removal
Cellular component (GO): ribonuclease MRP complex; ribonuclease P complex
Molecular function (GO): ribonuclease P RNA binding
Source: RefSeq, a predicted model, not a curated record